AUGAUACAUAACUCGACUUCGGAAGGAUAUGGACAUCCGUCUAGGCCCAUGUCACCAGAGUGUGCGUCCACGACACACUGUGCUACUUCACGUUUGUCCAGAGCCAACUCUCAGAAUAAAUCUAAAAAGACUGGCUCCGAUACCGCAGAACUUACUUCUAGAUUGGGAGCGGUAACACCGACGAUGCAGGGGCCCGUCUCAGGGAUGGCUACGGACUCUCCCUCAAACAGUCCAGGUGAUAACAAUAUCCAAGAAGGACUUUGUAGUUUGAAUCGUUGGUCUCAGUCAACGACAUCUAGCAAGAGUUCGCCCAAGUAUGUUGACUAUAACCGAGGGAAUUUCUCUAAAGCAUCCUUCGACGAUGAUUGCACCUCGCCCAAAGGCCGUAUAAGCCCCGAAAGGAAUACCAUCCUGCAUGUUUCUCCUCGGGUCGCCGCGCCGAUGGAUGAUGAAAGUCCACUGCAAAGACGUCGUUCUCCCCAUUCCAUUGCCACAGGUCACUACAUGCGAACCCUUGAAUUCGGAGACCACGGUGAAUCACCGGCCUUUUCAAAAGAUGCUAGAGAUGCGGCUCCGUCGCAUUGGGACCCCUUGCCACCCGAGUCUACGUCGAUCGCUGCUAGCCUCUUUCAAAACCCGUGGUCAAGGCCAAGUGUUGAUCCACAGCCAGUCAACCAGAGCUCACAACCAUAUUCUGGGAGGGGCCUAAUUCCCGGGAAGCGGCGACGAGGCCACUCCCAAAAAGCUAUGCUGUCCAAAGCUCUACAGAAAGCCAACACUGCUGUACUUCUGGACAACGCAGCAAACUUCGAAGGCGCAAUGGAAGCAUACAAUGAUGCCUGCCAACUUCUACAGCUCGUUAUGCUUAGAAGCAGCGGUGGUGAGGAUGAAAGGUCAAAACUUCAGGAAAUUCGAGAUACAUACAUGAUUCGUGUAACGGAGCUGCAACGUAUGGAUUUCUCCUUUGCCGAGCCCAACAGCAAAGCUCUUCCAGAGCGCCCCCUCAGCCAGGAGUCCUACAGUGAGAUGUUUCAAUCGAUCGAAGAGGAUGGGAAUGAAACAUUGCUCAAUGAGAACAUGAAUUCGUUGCGGCACAUUUCUAGCAAUCACCAUCCAGUGCUAGAUGAACCAACGGCAUUGCCUUCCAAUCAAGUCACACCAAGGCGCCAGUCGCUAUUGCCUUCCGCAAUAGACGAUGACCUGCGUUAUCUGACCCUAUCACCGACUGCCACCAAACAGAACGAUUAUGCCCAGACCGAAUCUUCUAGAUCAUCUGAAGAUGAGCAUUUACGAACAGAGCAUGUCUCUGGGUCAUUGAACAGAGAAGAGCAUUCAGCUCACCACCAUCGAUAUUCUGAGUGGACUGUACUGGGGGCCCAUGCGAAGGAUGCUUACGAGUCGACAUCUUGGCUUGAUACCAUCGACGAGUCUGGCGCAUCUUCACCGGCUUCCAUGCGCUCCAAAGUAUCAUCUGUGUACCUACGAAAUAGGACGAGUUGUCGCCUCAGCCACGGUACAGAGGCUGAAUUUGAUGCUGCUCUUGAUGCCGCUGUCGAGGCUGCCUAUGAUGAUGGACUUGAGCCAGUAACAGAACUAUGUGGCCAGUAUGAUGGUGGCGUUGAUAUUGGUAUUGAGAAUGACAUCGUGGCGAAUGCUCGUAGAAAUGUUGAGUUGGCGAAGCAGAAAGUAAGGGAAGCCGAGCGUGAGGCGCAAGUGGCGAUGGCGCGAGGACGGGAGAUGCGACAUUUGCAACAACACACCAUUCUUGAUCAUUCCCAUGCGGUAGCCUCGGAAUAUCUGGAUGAGGAAGCCGAGGAAGAGGAGCGUUUACUGGAAGAGAUGACCAGAGGUUAUGUAAUGGAUGACUUCAACUUUGGUCUUCAGUCCAAAUCAGCUCUGCCUCGACAAUCGGAUUCUAGCAGCUUUUCCGGUAGGACUUGGGAGAGCUCGGCUGCAUCCAAUACAACAACUCCCGGAACAACAUUGUCGCCACUUGCAGAAGAUACCGCUCUGCCAAUAGUAGAUUCAAUAGCGGAGCAAGGCUGUGAACCUUGCUCUGUCCAUGCCAGUACUACUGCUAUAUUGCCUAAGCCAAGUCUUGUCUCAGUGCCAGGUCCAAGCGUACGUGCGCGAAGAAUGUCGGGUCAGAAUCCCACGGAAUUGAAGAUCGAAACGAAACCUCGCUUUCGAGCCGACUCAGAUAUAUCUAGUCAUGGUCAAUCCUCUGACCCUCCGACCUUUCGACCACCACCUAUUUCAAAAGAUGAAAACCCUACAAACCUUUCUAUGCAAAUAAACAAAACCCUAGGACCUACUCCCGCCUUGCGCGCGGCGGUGCGUUCAACCAAGAGGAACACAUCCAUUGGGUCCUUCAGUGAAGACACUUGGAUAAAUGGCAGUCUGGACAAAUCUGCGACUCAAGAAGAAGACAACAACUCCGGCACUUCAAAAAUGCCAUCACCAGCUCGGCCGAUCGGGAAAGUCCCUUCGGCACCGGAAAACCUGGGAAAACUGAACUCAGGUUUGAAAUCAUUUCGUGCAAGGAAUGUUUCAGUACCAGGGGCUGAUCCCAUAACCGACUCUCCAGACACUCCAGGCAGUGCAUUCCCCUCUUUUGAUAUUCAAAAAGGAGCUGGGGCUGCCGCAGUGCCGAUCAUGCCCACUCCAACUGGCGCAACCUUUGCCCCUAAUGGUCUCCCAAGUGGGGGCCUGUAUUUGUUCGACAGCCAUAUCCACUCACCGACAAAUCUAGGCUCACCAAAUAUGACAGCUACUAACGCCCCUUUACCCUUAGAGCCUUGUCCAGAGUCGUUCCUCUUACGUCCAUUUUGGCUAAUGCGAUGUAUAUAUCAAACAAUAGCCCACCCCAGCGGUGGCUACUUGACUACCAAGCUAUUUGUUCCGCGCGAUGUCUGGCGUGUAAAGAAUGUUAAAAUUAAGGCAGUGGAGGAAAAAAUCUCAAAUUGUGACUUGUUGACGGCGGCGUUGCUGAAACUGGCUAAGGUUGAUACUUACGAUGCCGACGCCGUCUUGGAAGAAAUGCAGUCUCUGGAGACUGUUCUUGACCAGGUACAAUCGUCACUAUCCAAAAAGCUGAGCAGUGAGGUUGGAGUUCAGGGAGCUACGGCCCUUUUCAAAGCCUCUCAAGGUUCGGACGACGCGGCAACUGUCGAUGCUUUGCCUUCGAAAACUUCCAGCAGCGCCAGCAAAUCGUACUUGACUUCCUGGCGCAAACUGCGAUCCAAAAAUUCUGGAUUUGGUGUGACACCAUCACAGUCUAGUUCGAAAGAGACUAGCAAAGAUACUUUGAUAAUCAACUCUCUGCCGAUGACCUCAACGCCAAGCCCCCAGUCUAUUAAGCGCAAUACACCGCAGUUGCAGUUCAAUGGACCCAAUGCGAACUAUAUGGGCGCGUUGGCUCGCCUUUGUGAUGCGGUCCAGGUACUAGAUCAAAUCGCUCAGCAAGUUGAAGACCCUGGCCUGAAGCAUUCUUCACAGACUCUUGUUGGCCUGGAGUUAAGCACUCGCCAUGCGGCAGAAUUCUUUGGCUUCUAUGUUUGUCGGUUUGCCUUGAACGAUAUUGCCACGAUGCUCGAUAAGUUCAUCAAAAGGGGUAGUGAAUGGGUCCUUAUCUAA
This is a messenger RNA of Aspergillus alliaceus, 3636 nucleotides long. RefSeq lists its product as uncharacterized. The transcript has 3 exons. The coding region runs from base 1 to 3636 and encodes 1211 amino acids. The record is from RefSeq and is a predicted model, not a curated record. Lineage: Eukaryota; Fungi; Ascomycota; Eurotiomycetes; Eurotiales; Aspergillaceae.